Molecule: messenger RNA, 663 nt
Organism: Corythoichthys intestinalis (scribbled pipefish)
Lineage: Eukaryota; Metazoa; Chordata; Actinopteri; Syngnathiformes; Syngnathidae
Product: gastrin/cholecystokinin-like peptide
Exons: 2
Coding region: 373-663 (96 amino acids)
Cellular component (GO): extracellular region
Molecular function (GO): hormone activity
Source: RefSeq, a predicted model, not a curated record
UUGUAUACAUAUAUAUGAAAAAAAUCAUACAUUUGUAUGCAAUAGAGGAAAUGAUGGCGCUCCGGACGCUUUAACUUCAAUGCGGCUUGUAACUAAGAUGAGCUCGACAACCUUGGAUUAUUGAACUGUGAGUGUAAAUAAAUUGACUUGUUUUACUGUUACGGCCGCACAGAAAGCUUUCCCAUAGUUCAUCGACUAGCAUAAUAAGGGCAGUGUUUAUAUACCAAAGUAUCAUUUCCUUGACGUACAUCCUUCAAUCGAUCAAAACCGCUGUCAUGGACACAUUGAUAUUUGUCCAUUUUGCGACUCUGACUCCAGUGUUAUAAAUGGCGAGCCGUGACUCGGCAAUGAGUAGAGGUCUGGUAAGCGAUCAUGUCAGGGAACAAGAUGGCGACGUUUACACUGGGGUUGGUUCUAUUGUCGUGUGCUACUAUUACCGCAUCCGGCAAAAUAGUAGAGCAGCUUCCAGUGGCAAGAAACUCUGAAGGCAGACAGGAGCCUCUGCCACCACGCACCGAGAGAUGGGCACACCUUUCAGAGGACCAGCGUGUGAUCAUAACCAAACAAAUCAUGCAAGCCAUUUCAGAGAUGGUGAAUUCUGACUGUUUGCUGGAGCGCGAUUAUCAGGGCUGGUUGGAUUUCGGACGCCGAGACGCAGAAUGA